AUGGUCCGGGGAGCUUCUGGAGGGAUAAGGGGUAGGGCCGUUUGGUCUCUGUGGGCGGGAGCUCAGCAGGUUCUCCCUGGGGGCAUUUGGGGUUCAGCCUCAAGCUCUGGGUCUGGCUCUGGGGGGCUGCACUUGUGGGAGUCUCCCCCUCCCCCAUUAACCCUUUUGGCCCAGGCUUGGCGGGGUGGAUCCAGGCCCAGCCUGCGGUGCUCAGUGCUCGGGUGGCUGGAGGCAGUGCUGUGAGGCGCGGGAAGGGGAAGUGGUUUUGUGACACGGGGGGGGCGGGGGGGAUAGACUCUGAGCAGCAGGAGGCCGGGUGUGGCCCAGCGCACGGACCCAAGGACGGACGGGGGGCCCGGCCUGGAUCCCCCCGGGGCCAGGAUGUCGCUCUCCGAGUCAGACUCCUGCUCUGAGCACGAUCUGGAGGGCGAGCCGAGCUGGUCGGUCCUGGAGCAGCUGGCGCUCGAUCCCAGCCCCGACCUGGCGGCCAGCAGCGUCCAGCUGCGCCUGGACGAGGAGAAGGAGCGGAUCCGGCGCGAGAUCCGCAAGGAGCUGAAGAUCAAGGAGGGGGCGGAGAACCUGCGCCGGGCCACCACCGACCGCCGCAACCUGGCCAGCGUGGAGAGCCUGCUGCGCGGCUCCGACCGCAAACUGCGCCAGCUGCACUGCCGGCUGCAGCACCUGGACGCCCACAUCAUGGUCAAGGAGCCCGAGGAGAGCGGAGAUGUCCCCCAGUCACCCAACAGCCUGAGCCGCUCGGCCGCCAACAAGCACCGUCUGGCCGGGCUGGAGAAGCAGCUGAACAUUGAGUUGAAGGUGAAGCAGGGGGCAGAGAACAUGAUCCAGAUGUAUGCCAAUGGCUCCACCAAGGACCGGAAGCUGCUGCAGACGGCCCAGCAGAUGCUGCAAGACAGCAAGACCAAGAUCAAUAUCAUCCGCAUGCAGAUCCGCAGAGCCGCGCAGGCCGACGUGGUACCACCCGAUGGCGAGGACGGGCAAGGGAACCUGGACCUGAGCUGCAUGGAGCUGCGCAUCGAGGAGCUGCGCCAUCAUUUCCGCGUGGAGCACGCUGUGUCCGAGGGGGCCAAGAACGUGCUGCGUCUGCUGGGCUCUGCCAGGACGCCGGACCGCAAGGCCAUCGCUGAGGCCCAGGCGAAGCUGACCGAGUCGAGCCAGAAACUGGACCUGCUGCGCCUGGCGCUGGAGCGGCGCGUGGGGGAGCUGCCCGAGGAUCACCCCAAGGGCUGCAUCAUCAAGGAGGAGCUGAUCAUGGCCACCUCGUCCGCCUUCAGCACCCGCAACAACGCCCCCUACCAGCACAACCAGUACAGCACGCUCUGCAAGCCCUCGCCCCUCACAGGGAUGCUGGAGGUGCAGCUGCUGGGCUGCAGUGGGCUGCUGGAGUCGGUGCCUGGCCGGACCCGUGGUGGUACCGUCUCGCUGCCCUGCAACAACCCCGGCGAGGCGCGCCCCUCCUUCAUGAACCGCAGCGGGCGGGGGCUCUACAGCCGCAGCGGCAGCCUGAGCGGACGGACCAUCCUCAAAUCCGACGACUUCAGCAAUGAGGUGAGCGCCGUGCUGAAGCUGGAUAACACUGUGAUGGGGCAGACGGCCUGGAAGCCUGUGGGCCAGCAGGCCUGGAACCAGACCUUUGCCCUGGAGCUGGAGAGGGCGCGGGAGCUGGAGAUCUCGGUGUACUGGCGGGAUUACCGCAGCCUCUGUGCCUUGAAGCACCUCAAGCUAGAGGAUUUCCUGGACAACCAACGCCACGAGAUCCACCUGGACCUGGAGCCCCAGGGCACCCUGCUGGCCGAGGUGACCUUCUUCGACCCCGUCAUCGAGCGCAUCCCCAAGCUUCAGAGGCAGAAGAAGAUUUUCUCCAAGCAGCAAGGCAAGGCCUUCCUGCGCGCCCGUCAGAUGAACAUCGACAUCGCCACCUGGGUGCGGCUGCUACGGCGCCUCCUGCCCACCACCAGCUCCACCGGCGCCUACAGCCCCUCGGCCCACAUGCCCGCCGGGCCCGGCUCCGAGGGCCACCUCGGCCUGGCCAGAGACUUCUCCAUCGAGAAGCUGAACCUGGACAUGGAUAAGUCGCAGCAGGAGCAGCCAGGCCAGCCGGCCGAUGGUGGGGAGCGACCGGAGAGGGGCGCACUGAGCCCGCAAGCAGGAGAUGAGGAGCCGGUUCUGGAAGGAGACACCCGAAGGCCUGGGAAUAGCACCCUGCACAGGACGACGCCCUUGACGCUGGAUGACUUCAGGUUCUUGGCUGUGCUGGGACGCGGGCACUUUGGCAAAGUGCUGCUCUCCGAAUACAGCCGCACAGGGGAGCUCUACGCCAUCAAAGCCUUGAAGAAGGGGGACAUUGUGGCGCGGGAUGAGGUGGAGAGCCUGAUGUGCGAGAAGCGGAUCUUCGAGACGGUGAAUAGCUCGCGGCACCCGUUCCUGGUGAACCUCUUCGCCUGCUUCCAGACGCCCGAGCACGUCUGCUUCGUCAUGGAGUACACAGCCGGCGGCGACCUCAUGAUGCACAUCCACACUGACGUCUUCACCGAGCCACGGGCCACGUUUUACGCCGCCUGUGUCGUCCUCGGAUUGCAGUUUCUUCAUGAGCGCAAAAUAGUGUACAGGGACCUGAAGCUGGAUAAUUUAUUACUGGACAAGGAGGGUUUUGUGAAGAUCGCAGAUUUUGGCCUGUGCAAGGAAGGGAUGGGCUACGGCGACCGCACCAGCACGUUCUGUGGGACCCCCGAGUUCCUGGCACCCGAGGUGCUGACAGACACGUCCUACACCCGCGCCGUGGACUGGUGGGGGCUGGGCGUCUUGAUCUACGAGAUGCUGGUGGGGGAGUCCCCAUUCCCAGGUGACGAUGAGGAGGAGGUGUUUGACAGCAUCGUGAAUGACGAGGUGCGGUACCCCCGGUUCCUGUCCACCGAGGCCAUUGGCGUCAUGCGCCGGCUCCUGCGCAGGAACCCGGAGCGGCGCCUGGGCUCCAGCGAGCGGGACGCCGAGGACGUCAAGAAGCAGCCGUUCUUCAGGGUCAUUGACUGGGAGGCCCUGCUGGCCCGGCGGCUCCCUCCCCCCUUCGUCCCCAUCAUCAAGGGGCGUGAGGACAUCAGCAACUUCGACGAGGAGUUCACGGCCGAGGCGCCUGCGCUGACGCCGCCCCGCGAGCCGCGCCUGCUCACCGCUGCCGAGCAGGAGGCCUUCCGCCACUUCGACUACCUCGCGGACACCUGCUAGCCCAGGGGAGAUCUGGGCCGCGGGAACGGACGGAGGGUUUCCCACUGGCGCCCCGUGGGGCUCUGAAGGACACAGUGGGGCGGGGAGCCAGCCCGGAUCCGUGCUGGGGGGGCAGUUUGGCUCCAAGGCUGCAGAAGCAAGACGGGGAGGUGGAUCUCUUGGAGUCCCUGCCAGGGAUUGCUGCCCUCCAACCCCACCCUCCCCAUCUGCCCCCUCUGCCCGUGACUUUCUCUUGGACCAUUGUAGUUUUGCCAACAAGCGAAGGGGAGGAGCUCAGUGCUGGCCCUACCCUGGUUCCUACCCCCAGCCUGGGUCUGGCCCUGGCGCUGCGGAGGGUGAAAGGCUGAGCCCCACCCUCUGCUCUCAGAGGUAGGGGUGCAGCGAGAGGAGGGGUCUGUGCCCUGCAUCCUGGGUGGGGGGAGGAUGGGCACUGAGGGGAGGUGGGGGCCCUGCCAGGCCAGGGUGGAGUCAGCUCAUGGGGGUGGGGAGCUGCUGGACCCUCGGGGCAAGUAGGGGCCACCCUGAGGGCAGAGGAGUGGCACCCAAUGUUGGGUCCUGGGGGAGGACUGGUGGCCAGGUCCCAGAAGGAUGCCCAGGAGGGUCCACCUCCCACCCCCCUGCCCCUCUCUGAAGCCCUGGAAACCUCCCCUGAGCUAGGGGGCUUUAUGCCCCGCAGCCCCUCAUCCUACCACAGCUCUACCCAGGGUUCAGCUGCCCUCUGCCCAUGGCUGUAGGCCCAUCUGCUCCCCCAAGGCCAGGCGAGGGUCAGCCUAGCCCUUUGCCUGUGGGCUCUUCCUCAUAUCAUGGACCAUUUGAAGCAUCUGGAGGCAGGUGACACAGGAGCUGGUGGGGGCAGCUGCCGCUGGGGCAGGGCAUGGGCGCUGUUUAUACAGGGAUCCCUGGCAUGGCAUUGAAAUGCAGCUGCCUCUGGGGUGGGCUGUACCAGCUGCUUAACAGCCACCAGCAACAGAACACAACAGUUUUAGGACUGGAGGGGAAGGGGGAUUGUAUCGGGACUGUAGGCAGGCGGCAGGGGGCUGCCCCAAAGGGACUUUGGCCAGGAAGCUGGCGCUCCCACCCUGUCACUGGCCAUGGGCUGGGCCAUGUUUUUAAGAACACGUUGGCCAAACAACUGUGGGGGAUGGUCUAGGUACCCAUGGCCCUGCCUGGGUGCAGGGUGCUGGACUUGACCUCGGGUUCUGCGACAACUGAUCAGGGCUCCAGCUUUAAUUCUAAGCCAAAACCAGGGGGCCCUGUGCAUUGCCUUGAAAGGGAGAGUGGCCCCUGCUCCCCGCAGCACAGCGCCCCCUAGUGCCAGGCUGGUGUUUUAGGGUCAGCACUCACUGUGAAGGGAGAGUGCCCCUGCUGUGCUCCCCCACAAUCCCUGCAGCACAGCGCCCCCUAGUGCCGUGCUGGUGUUUUAGGGUCAGCACUCACUGUGAAGGGAGAGCGCCCCUGCUGUGCUCCCCCACCUUGCUCCCAGUAGCACAGCGCCCCCUCGUGCUGUAUGGGGGCACUGAGCCCCUGUCCCACUCCCUGCAUUUUCCUUGUCUCUCACCAGUCUGAUCACACUCAGCAUGAUGUCCUAGCCUCCCCGCUCACUGCAUGAAGGUUAGAGGGGCUGGAGCCACAUCACCCCUGAUAAAGGGGAGCAGAGGCCUCCCUGGGUAUGACUGGGGUGAGAGCUGGGGGCUGCUGGCCCCAUGGGGUGGUCAGGCAGGCACAAGGGCUGAGGGAACAGCAGAUCCACAGGGGUUGGGGGAAGGGAUUCCCUGUGUACUCCCAUCCCCGGGGGUGUGGGGGAGGCCACUGUCUCUACGUUCCCACCCACAGGGUGCUGCCCCAUCCUGCAGCACCUCCCCAUGGGGGCUUCAUGCACCUGCCUGCUGCUCCAGUCCCCACGGAGCUGUGCCCCUCACCGCAGUGUCACCACAACAGGGGCUGUUCUCAUCCUGGUUGGCAGGCGUUGAGUCCAUUGCUUAUGAAUGGGUGAGGGGUCUAGUGAUGGAGGUGGGGCUGGGGAAUCAGGACUCCUGGGUUCUGUUACUGAUGGGGAAGAAAGAAGGGUCUAGUGGUUAAAGAGGGGCAUAUGGCCAGAAGUCAGGGUUCUGUCCUGGACCUAGGAGAGUGGGCUCUCGUGGUUAGAGCAGGAGGGGCUGGGAAUCAGGACUUCUGGGUUCUGUUCCCGGCUCUGCCACUGACUUGCUGUGUGUGCCUGGUGGAGACACAUUUCUUGUGCCUCAGUUUCCCCUUUAACAUUCCCGCCCCUGCCUAUCAGCCUUUGGGGUGUGGUCGCUCUGGCUCCAGGCAAAGACUCAAGGUUACAGUCACCCCGCCGCCCGCCUGCCUUUUAACUACCUCUGUCCCCGCAGGGAAACCCUCGGGCUGUGUUCUGUGGGGCAAGAGGGAGCCAAUCAGCUGCCUUUGUGUUAUGAGAUGUGAGUUGUAAAUUAUAGACCAGUUAAGCAAAUGUUGCAGCCCAGCUGUCGGCGGCGUCUCAUUCCGGGAGGCUAGAAGAGCUCUCA
Molecule: messenger RNA, 5765 nt
Organism: Malaclemys terrapin pileata
Lineage: Eukaryota; Metazoa; Chordata; Testudines; Emydidae
Gene: PKN1
Product: protein kinase N1
Exons: 22
Coding region: 382-3240 (952 amino acids)
Biological process (GO): protein phosphorylation; signal transduction
Molecular function (GO): small GTPase binding; ATP binding; protein serine/threonine kinase activity
Source: RefSeq, a predicted model, not a curated record